UUUUGAAAAUCUUGGCGCUGGGUCGUGGUUGAGGUAUAUUUAGCUAAUGUACACGUUAUGAUGUCAGUGGCCACUUGUCUUUUAUGUUCAUCAAUGUAAACAAUAUUUGAAUAUUAGUGGAGAGUAAGCAGUCAAUAGAUGUGUUAUUUAAGACGUGAUUUUAUUUGUAGUGAAUUGUGCAUGUAAAGUGCAGAUCAGAUCGUUUUUUCUUGCGACUGCCUUUGUCGAGCUGACUAUGCUAGGCUAGCUAACUAGCGGUACAUCACCGCUAAAUCAUUAUCUAGCUAUCGGAAUCAAAGCCAGCAAUCCAGCUUCUUAUACAAAAAACUGUCGUUUCCAAUCAAGACCACGAUGACCAGCGACGUGUGCAGCCACGUCAAAGUGGUUGUACGUGUGAGACCAUUUAAUGACAAAGAGCAGAGUGAGAACUCCAGGAAGGUUGUCCAGGUUGUGGACAACCACAUGCUCAUCUUUGAUCCCAAGGAGCAGGGAAUCCCAUCUUUUGGGGCACAGAGACUGCGAAACAGAGAUCUCAACAAGAAGGCCAGCAAGGACCUGAAGUUUGUCUUUGAUAAUGUUUUUGGGGAAGAUUCUACGCAACUGGACAUUUUCGAGAACACCACCAAGGGUGUGCUGGACGGAGUGUUAAAUGGUUUCAACUGCACAGUGUUUGCAUAUGGUGCAACUGGAGCAGGCAAGACACACACCAUGCUGGGCUGCGGUGGUGAUCCAGGUGUAAUGUAUCGUACCAUGAAUGAACUCUUCAGACGCAUGGACGAGGUCAAGGACGAGAAAGUGUUUGAAAUCGCUUUCUCAUAUCUUGAGGUAUAUAAUGAGCAGAUUCGGGAUCUCCUGGCGAACGUGGGUCCCUUGGCUGUGAGAGAAGACAGCUCCAAAGGGGUAGUGGUUCAUGGCCUCACGCUGCACCAGCCCAAGUCUGCUGAGCACAUUCUGGAGGCGUUGGAUUUUGGUAACCGCAACAGGACUCAACACCCCACCGAGAUGAACGCCACGUCUUCACGGUCCCACGCUGUGUUCCAGAUCUACUUGAGACAGCAGGAUAAGUCAGCCAGCCUCAACCCCAACGUGCGCGUCGCCAAGUUGAGCCUUAUCGACCUGGCGGGCUCCGAGAGGGCGAGCGCCACCAACGCCAGGGGGGCGAGGCAGAGGGAGGGUGCCAACAUCAACCGCUCCCUCCUCGCCCUCGGCAACGUCAUCAACGCCCUAGCCAACCCCAAGAAUAAGAACACUCACAUCCCAUACCGGGACAGCAAGCUGACCCGCCUGUUGAAAGACUCUCUGGGGGGGAACUGUAGGACCGUCAUGAUCGCUAAUGUUAGCCCCUCUUCCAAGUCCUACGACGACACCCACAACACGUUAAAGUACGCCAAUCGGGCCAAAGAGAUCAAGUCCUCGCUGAAGAGUAAUGUAGUGAGCCUGGACAGUCACAUCAGCCAGUACGCUGUGAUAUGUGAGAGGCAGCGGCAGGAGAUAAUCUUGUUAAAGAACAAGAUAAAGGAGUAUGAGGAGAGGAAGAUGCAUCCCCUGGCGCCAGGCGUUUCCAAUCCCAUCCCCAGUCAGAAACUUGCAGAGAUGAAGAAGAUGUCAGAUUCUCUCCACAGCGUGUUCUCCAGCCAGGCCCAGAUCAGACGGGAGCAGCUGCUUCUGGAACGCCAGCUGAAGGAUAACAAGCUACGGCAGCAUUUCAGCGAGGAGACCAACCUGCAUGUUCAGCUCUUCUGCGCCAAGGACAAGACCGACAAGGCCACCUGUAAGCACGAGCGGCGCCUGGCCUCCCUGCUGACUCAGCAGCAGCACCUGUGCCAGCGGCUCGGGGACACGGAGGUGCGCUUCCUGGAAAACGACGGCUGGCUUCACCGCCUUGAGAACGAGAUGAAGCUGCUGGGAGAAGAGGCACAGGCCCCAGAGCCUCUCCAGAGAGAGCUGCACAGCCACAGGCUGCAGUUGCAGGUGGAGGACCUGAAGCAGCACAUUGAGCAGAUGACCCACCUGAUCGGCCUGCAAGACCAGGAGAACAAGCACACCAGGAAGUUGUUGACCGUCUUGCUACCAGCCUAUAGUAGACACUACAGCACCCUGAAGGGGGCGGGGCUUCUAACGACCAGUGAUGACGCUGAGAACCAGCAAUUGGAGCACCUGGUGCUGAGGGAGAGGGGCGUGGUCUGGGCUGACCAGGAGAAGGCGGAGCAGCAGAGAGGGGCGGAGUCACAUGCCGAGGGUUUUAGGCUGGCGCCCAUCUUGACGUUUUCUCACCUCGCCGGCCAUCUGAACAGCCCCUGUAGUGCUGACAGCCACAGAAGGAGAGUGUCCCUUCGUCUCCUAGUCUCUCCAUCAUGUAAAGGAGAGCAGACAGGCCAGGGUCAACCUGAGAAGAAGCCAACCAGGAGGAAGCUAGCUGUGUCUCCUCCUACCAACCCAAACUCCAAUGUUGGCUCCUCCCAGCCGCACAGCCCCAUGGUCCUACAGGAAGUACUGAAACAGGAAGAAAUGUAUCCACUCCAGUACACACCAGAGCCAAUUCAGAACACUCCCUCCUCUCUCCUGCUUCUUCGCCCAUCUGACACCAAUGACCCCAACAUGACCUUCGACAUCACAGACUGUGAUGACCCUGCUAACACCACAGGCAGACAGACAGAUUCCACAUCGUGCCUCCCCACUGGUUCCAUCCACUUACAACCUUCCAGGUUGGAUGACUCCAUCCAACCCACAAAAAGGCUGGCUAUACCUUCCCUGUUUGACCUGAGCCGUAAUAACAAGCCUCGCUACACGGCCAUGACCUCAGCCGCGCAGGGCAAACGCAAAUACUGUAGCAUGAAAGUGGCUGCAGACCACACAGCACCAAAGCGCAUCAAGCAGGAUCCUGCCUCCUUGGCCAGCCGGCCACUACGAGUGCGUCGCAUGCCUGGAUCAGAAGAGAACGAGCCUCGGAGAGUGGUCAGAAGCGUGUCGGAGGGGAACCUCAACUUCUUGGAGGUCAGGAAGCCUAAGUCGCUCUUCUACAAGACAUCGCAGCAGUUCAAGAAAGUGGCCAAGAGGUUGUAAAAAAAAAAAAAAGAAAAAGGAAUGCUAUGGCAUAAAGUGGACCCCUGUGUAAAUACUGGGCAGAGGAGAUAGAAUAAGUCCUAUGGAUUUGAUGUUUGAUUUGCUACAUAGAAAUUUGACUUGUGUAGGUAUAUGUCUUUUUAGCCAUUUAAAUUGUUUUUAGACAAUUAAAAGUUGCAACUUUUUUUGUACAGAUGCUUACAAUCGUUGACCAUCGCAUCGUGAUUCUGUUUUGACUGAAUAAAUCUACUUGAUG
This is a messenger RNA of Hypomesus transpacificus, 3319 nucleotides long. It is a transcript of the gene kif18a, whose product is annotated as kinesin family member 18A. The transcript has 18 exons. Lineage: Eukaryota; Metazoa; Chordata; Actinopteri; Osmeriformes; Osmeridae. The record is from RefSeq and is a predicted model, not a curated record. Bases 352 to 3063 code for a protein of 903 amino acids. Gene Ontology annotation, molecular function: ATP binding; microtubule binding; microtubule motor activity. Gene Ontology annotation, biological process: mitotic spindle organization; microtubule-based movement.